Messenger RNA from Cinara cedri, 1075 nucleotides. The record is from the annotation of a GenBank genome assembly. NCBI's taxonomy places the organism in Eukaryota, Metazoa, Arthropoda, Insecta, Hemiptera, Aphididae.
AUGUUUAACCUAGGAAAUAUAAACAACCAAGAAUGUCCAGAGUCAACUCUAGAAGAAAUAGACUUACAAAUAAAGAAUCUGAAAAACAAUAAGUCUCCAGGCAAAAAUGGUUUCCAGGCUGAAUUACUUAAAAAAGGAAGGGAGGACGUGACACAAUGGAUCUGGCAAGUGAUUAAAAAAAUAUGGGUAAGGGAAGAAUUUCCAGAAGAUUGGAAAACGUCCCUAAUCUGCCCAAUACACAAAAAAGGAAAUAAACAAGACCAUAAUAAUUAUAGGGGAAUUGCCCUACUGAAUGUGGCAUACAAAGUUUUCUCAAAUUGUAUUCUAACAAGAAUAAAAGAAAAUGCAGAACAGACAAUUGGUGAAUAUCAAGAUGGUUUUAGACUGGGGAAGUCUACUGGGGACCAAAUAUUUAUUAUUAGACAAUUAUAUCAAAAAACGUAGGAAUUUGAUAGGGAGAUACAUACUUGACUUCAAAAAAGCAUACGACAGUAUUCAUAGGGAAAGUCUCAUAAAUAUUCUGAAAGAGUUCCAUUUUCCCCAGAAGCUGGUCAAUCUAGUGUCAAUCAGCAUCAUGGAAACGGUCAAAAUAAAAGUCGGAAAUAUGAAGUCUGAUCCAGUUACAGUAAAAUCCGGCCUUAUACAGGGUGAUUCCAUCUCACCUAUUCUCUUCAACCUGGUAUUGGAAAAAGUAAUAAGAGGGAUGAAAAUUGAACCCCAUGAAGGAAUAAAACUCCGGAACUCGACUAUUCCAUUAUUGGCAUAUGCUGAUGAUAUAGUACAGAUGGGCGAAUCUCAAGCUGAAGUUAAAGGGCUCUGUGACAGACUUAAUGACGCAGCACAGAAAGUAGGACUACAAAUUAAUGAACAAAAAACUGAAUAUAUGAUUAUAGGUAGACAAAAUUGGAUGGAUCACGUUUUAGAGGUAGAUCAUUUUAAAUUUAAGAGAGUCAAUUCUUUCAAACAUCUUGGCUCAAUUGUGACUGAAAAAAAUGAUAUCACCAAGGAAGUAGCCAUGAGAAUCCAAGCGGGAAACAGGACUUAUUAUGGUNAUCUUCGGUCCAAUAAAAGAUAA